UAAACCGCUGUGCUAACUCCCAGACUGCUUUCCAGACACCUCCAACCCACACAGCCCUUCACCCCCGUUUAUUCAGUCCUGGAAAAGGAGUUCUGUCUGUCCUUAGGAUGAAGCUUUCACUGAACUGAGGGAAGAGGAAACAGCCCUGAAUCCUUGGAGGUCUGUCUGAAUUUGGGGCCCUGCACAAGUACAAGCCUGGUGGAAAAAAGUUAACUGCUCCUGCUCCCAGCAGGUCCUGCUCGGCUUGCAGCCUGGGGAAAACCUGUGAGCCUGAGUGGAAGUGCCUCGCCCAGACGUGCACACAUCCCGUUUAGGCAAGCCAGCUCCACGCCCUGGAUCAGAGAAUUACUCCAGCUGCACCAUGAACCGAGUUCGAGAUGCUGGCUGCGUCGCCGCGGGGAUAGUGAUUGGAGCUAGUGCCUGGUACUGUGUCUACAAAUAUGCCAGGGGAAGAAACCAGACAAAGAAGAGAAUGGCCAAGCCCAAGACCAGGGCUGUGGCUGGGACUGGAGCCAGGGCUAGAGCCGGACUAAGGGCCGGAUUCACCAUUGACCUGGGGCCGGGAUUCGGUCCUCCAACCCCAGUCCGCACUCGGGCAGAGGACAGGGCCCAGGAUGAAGCCUCUGCUCUGGACGCAGCUGGAGCUGAGGCAGUGGCCCCAGCUGCAUCCAGUGCUGAGGCUCAGAGUGGGGCCGGAAAUCAGGUCCAGGAGGCAGAAGGGGCAGGGGUUGGGCCUAGGGCCGAACCAGUCGCCGGGGCCACAGCGGCUUCCUCAAUGGCACCACCCCCCGGGGAGGCAGAGGCUUUCCUUGAGGAUAUGUUUCCUACAAUAUUUCUGAUACCAAUUACUUGA
This is a messenger RNA of Callorhinus ursinus (northern fur seal), 853 nucleotides long. Lineage: Eukaryota; Metazoa; Chordata; Mammalia; Carnivora; Otariidae. The record is from RefSeq and is a predicted model, not a curated record.